AAGCGCCGGAGUCACAAUCACAAACCCAUAAAAGAUUAGAAAAGUAGAAACGCUUCUGCAGCUCUUUCAUUAGGGUUAUCUCAUCCAACCCACUAUGGAGGGAAAAGCAUUCCUUCGCUCUCUUUCUUCUUCUUCUCUUAUUUGCAACAGAUUCUUCUUUCCUAGCAGAUUUCCUUGCUCUUUCUCUACCUCAUCGUCCUCUGCUCAUCGCAUUUCUCACCGUUCGAUUACCGGUCUCGCUAGACGCUCCCUCCUUCGCAGCCACUGGAAGAUUUUCCCUGUCGCUGCCUCCGCUUCUUCUUCUCUUCGCUUUAAUAAACACUUUUCCUCUUUCUCCACUGCAGCUGUUGCUACACAGCCAGCUCCUUCCUCUCCAGAUGUUGUUAGUGUGCCAAAUGAGGUUGCCGAGAAACUUGGCUUUGAGAAGGUGUCCGAAGAGUUCAUUGGGGAGUGUAAAUCAAAGGCUGUGCUGUUCAGACAUAAGAAGACUGGCGCUGAAGUCAUGUCGGUUUCCAACGAUGAUGAGAAUAAAGUUUUUGGCAUUGUUUUCCGAACUCCUCCCAAGGAUUCAACUGGCAUUCCUCACAUAUUGGAACACAGUGUAUUAUGUGGGUCGAGGAAAUAUCCUUUGAAGGAACCGUUUGUUGAGCUGUUGAAGGGCAGCUUAAAUACUUUUCUGAAUGCAUUCACAUAUCCAGACAGGACUUGCUACCCAGUUGCUUCCACAAAUACAAAGGAUUUCUACAAUUUGGUUGAUGUAUACCUCGAUGCUGUAUUCUUCCCUAAAUGUAUGGAAGACUACCAGACAUUUCAACAGGAGGGUUGGCAUUUUGAGCUCAACGAUCCCUCAGAGGAAAUAUCUUAUAAAGGUGUUGUGUUUAAUGAGAUGAAGGGGGUUUAUUCUCAGCCUGAUAAUAUAUUAGGGCGGGCUUCUCAGCAGGCUCUCUUUCCAGAUAAUACCUAUGGUGUUGAUAGUGGAGGUGAUCCAAAAGACAUCCCCAAAUUGACAUUUGAGCAAUUUCAGGAAUUCCAUCGUAAAUAUUACCAUCCCAGCAAUGCCAGGAUAUGGUUUUAUGGAGAUGAUGAUCCAGUUGAGCGUUUACGCAUCUUGAGUGAGUAUCUGGAUGUGUUUGAUGCUAGUUCAGCUCCAAAUGAGUCAAAGAUCAAACUGCAAAAACUUUUCCCUGAGCCAGUGAGGAUUGUUGAGAAUUAUCCAGCCAGUGAAGGAGGUGAUUUGAAAAAGAAGCAUAUGGUAUGCCUUAAUUGGCUGCUUUCUGAAAAGCCCUUAGACUUGGAAACUGAGCUUGCACUUGGGUUUCUGGAUCAUCUUAUGUUGGGAACUCCUGCUUCUCCCUUGAGGAAAAUCUUGCUGGAAAGUGGUCUGGGAGAUGCCAUUGUUGGUGGUGGAAUGGAAGAUGAGCUGCUUCAGCCUCAAUUUAGUAUUGGGUUAAAAGGCGUUUCAGAAGAAGACAUUCAUAAGGUGGAAGAAUUAAUCAUGAGUACGCUUAAGAAAUUAUCCGAGGAAGGAUUUGAGACAGAUGCUGUGGAGGCAUCCAUGAACACAAUUGAGUUUUCUCUCAGGGAAAACAACACUGGCUCAUUUCCUCGAGGCUUAUCAUUGAUGCUUCGGUCCAUUGGCAAAUGGAUAUAUGAUAGGGAUCCCUUCGAGCCUUUAAAAUAUGAGAAACCUUUGAUGGCCCUCAAAGCUAGAAUAGCAGAGGAAGGUUCUAAAUCUGUUUUUUCUCCUCUAAUUGAGAAAUUCAUCUUGAACAAUCCUCAUAGAGUAACUGUGGAAAUGCGGCCUGAUCCAGAGAAAGCUACCCGUGAUGAAGCUGCCGAGAGAGAAAUCUUGGAGAAAUUGAAAGCUGGUAUGACGGAAGAAGAUCUUGCUGAGCUUGCACGUGCAACACAGGAACUAAGAUUGAAGCAGGAAACUCCUGACCCACCAGAAGCUUUGAAAACAGUGCCAAGUCUGUCUCUUAACGAUAUUCCUAAAGAACCUAUACAUGUCCCUACAGAGGUUGGGGAUAUCAAUGGAGUGAAAGUGUUGCAGCAUGACCUCUUCACUAAUGAUGUCCUCUAUGCUGAAGUUGUGUUUAAUAUGAGAUCACUGAAGCAAGAACUUCUUCCUUUGAUGCCUCUUUUCUGUCAGUCACUGCUUGAGAUGGGUACAAAAGAUUAUACCUUUGUGCAACUUAAUCAGUUGAUUGGGCGGAAAACUGGAGGAAUAUCAGUUUAUCCAUUCACAUCAUCUAUUCGGGGCCAGGAAGAACCAUGUAGCCAUGUAAUUGUCCGUGGAAAAGCAAUGGCUGGGCGUGCUGAAGACUUGUUUAACCUGGUUAAUUGUGUACUUCAAGAAGUACAAUUUACAGACCAACAGCGUUUUAAGCAGUUUGUAUCCCAAAGUAAAGCAAGAAUGGAGAACCGAUUGCGAGGCAGUGGUCAUGGAAUUGCAGCUGCAAGGAUGGAUGCAAAAUUAAAUGUUGCAGGGUGGAUUUCUGAGCAAAUGGGUGGCAUAAGCUACCUUGAGUUUUUACAAGGCUUGGAGGAGAGAGUUGAUCAAGAUUGGUCUGGAGUUUCUUCAUCUCUUGAGGAAAUUCGGGCAUCCUUGUUAUCAAGGAAUGGCUGUUUGAUAAACUUGACUGCUGAUGGGAAAAACCUUGAAAACACAGAAAAGUUUGUUGGCAAGUUUCUUGACUUGCUUCCUAGUAACUCUGUUGCUGAAACUGCCACUUGGAAUGCUCGAAUUUCACCUGAAAAUGAAGCUAUUGUGAUACCUACCCAGGUUAACUAUGUUGGCAAAGCUGCUAACAUCUAUGACACUGGCUAUCAGCUUAGUGGGAGCGCUUAUGUUAUUUCAAAGCACAUUAGUAAUACAUGGUUGUGGGACCGCGUGCGUGUAAGUGGUGGAGCAUAUGGAGGGUUUUGCGAUUUUGAUACUCACUCAGGUGUAUUCUCCUUCUUAUCCUAUCGGGACCCUAACUUGCUGAAGACACUCAAUGUCUAUGAUGGAACUGGUGAUUUUCUGCGCGAGUUAGAAAUGGACGAUGAUACUCUUACUAAAGCAAUUAUUGGGACCAUUGGAGAUGUGGAUGCUUAUCAACUGCCAGAUGCUAAGGGUUAUAGUAGUUUGUUACGGUAUUUGAUGGGCAUCACUGAAGAAGAAAGAAAAAUGAGAAGGGAAGAGAUAUUAUCAACCAGUUUGAAGGACUUCAAGGAAUUUGCUGAUGCCAUUGAUGCAGUUAAGAAUAAAGGGGUUGUGGUCGCUGUAGCCUCUUCGGAGGAUGUUGAGGCUGCAAACAAUGAGCGCUCUAACUUUUUCCAAGUGAAGAAAGCCCUUUAGAGCCCCAAAGGUUACAUUUUCUUUGCAUAAUUAUUGUACUGUACUAUUCUAUACCAAAUGAAAUGCUCAAAAUUAAUUUACCAAUUUUUUCAUAGUUUUGAACAAAUUAACAGAAGAGAAGAAAAUAGAGUUAAGCCUACCACAGGGAUGCUUAAGAGUUUAUUUGCAUCUCCACUGUAAUUUAUGAACUCCUUGACCAUGAGCUUAAGGCAAGGGACUGUUGCUUGUGCUUCUUUUAUCUUCGCUCUUCUUUUAGUAAUAAGAAAUUAUCCCAAAGGCUUUUGCUGUUCAAA
Manihot esculenta (cassava) is the source of this 3636-nucleotide messenger RNA. Its product is annotated as presequence protease 1, chloroplastic/mitochondrial. Gene Ontology annotation, cellular component: chloroplast; mitochondrion. Gene Ontology annotation, biological process: protein processing. NCBI's taxonomy places the organism in Eukaryota, Viridiplantae, Streptophyta, Magnoliopsida, Malpighiales, Euphorbiaceae. Gene Ontology annotation, molecular function: metal ion binding. The record is from RefSeq and is a predicted model, not a curated record. The transcript has 19 exons. The coding region runs from base 95 to 3343 and encodes 1082 amino acids.